This is a messenger RNA of Rana temporaria (common frog), 1629 nucleotides long. Its product is annotated as zinc finger protein 501-like. The transcript has 3 exons. Gene Ontology annotation, molecular function: DNA-binding transcription repressor activity, RNA polymerase II-specific. Lineage: Eukaryota; Metazoa; Chordata; Amphibia; Anura; Ranidae. Gene Ontology annotation, biological process: negative regulation of transcription by RNA polymerase II. The record is from RefSeq and is a predicted model, not a curated record. The coding region runs from base 39 to 1385 and encodes 448 amino acids.
AAGAAGAAGAGACCUUGGUGAGUGGAGCUCAGCAGUCUAUGGAGGAGGACGUUCCCCUCUCGUAUUCCCGGGAUUCCAAACAAGAAUAUCACAGCUAUACACACCAUGAUCAGGGUGAAGAAUCGAAAGACAUCAAAGCUGAGAUUAAAGAGGAAGAAGAAGAGAUGUUGGUGAGUGGAGAUCAGAAGUCUAUGGAGGAGGGGGAGAUGAUUAUGGAAUGUAAACAGGAGGAAUCUUCUCUACAUAUGGACACAAAUGGAUGCCGUGUCAGGAAUUCCUCAGAGAGAUAUCCUAUAUCAUCUGCAGAUUGGAACUCAAAAGAUGACGGAAUAAGACCGACUUCACCAGAAGUAAAUCCCAAUGCACAGAAUAUCCCCAGACCUUACCAUUCAUCUACAUCAAUGGAUGUCUCUAAUCCUGAGGGAUCUUCUGAUCAAUCACAAACUAUUACUUCAGACGUCCAGCUUAGUUCUCACAGUGCAGAAACAUCUACAGAUCCAUCUAAUCCCGGGAAGUCCUCUUUGACCCAGGAAAUGGUUCACGCCAGUGAGAAUCCAGUCUCAUGUUUGGGGUGUGGGGCUUCUUUCAAAACAAAAUCUGAACUUGUUGUACAUCUCAGGUCUCACACCAGCGUGACCUUUUCAUGUUCAGAGUGCGGGAAAUCUUUCACUGAGAAAAGAGAACUUCUUAUACACCAGAAAACUCACAAAACUGAGAAUCCUUAUCAAUGUUCAGAAUGUGGGAAAUGUUUCCAUGAGGAAAAAAGACUUCUGUCACACCAGAGAACGCACACGGGUGAUCGUCCUUAUUCAUGCUCAGAGUGCGAGAAAUGUUUCACUGAGAAAAGCUCACUUCUAUCCCACCAGAGAACUCACACGGGCGAGCGUCCAUUUUCGUGCUCAGAGUGUGGGAAAUGUUUCACUCAGCAAGGGAGCCUUUUUAGACACCAAAGAAGGCACAAAAGUGAGUUGCCUUUCUCUUGUUCAGAGUGCGGGAAAUUUUUCCUUGAGAAAGCACAGCUGGAUGGACAUCAGAGAAGUCACACAGGCGAUCGCCCUUUUUCUUGUCAAGAAUGCGGGAAGGGUUUCACUCAGAAAGCCAAUCUUCUUGCACACCAGAGAAUUCACACGGGGGAGCGCCCUUUCGCGUGUUCAGAGUGCGGGAAAUGUUUCACUGAGAAAGGAGCACUUCUUGUACACCAACGGAGACACACGGGCGAACUUCCUUUUUCGUGUUCAGAGUGCGGGAAAUCUUUUCUGCAGAAAGGAAACCUUCUUAAUCAUCAGAAGACUCACAAUCAGGAGGGCCCUUUUCUAUGUUCUGAGUGUGGGAAAAAUUUCACAUAUAAAGGAAAUCUAAUUAGACAUCAGAGUACACACACCUGAGGACAUGUUGACACAUAUAUGGCUGCGAUUAGCAGUUUGAUCUGUUUAGUUUACUAGACUUCAGUGAUGAAUGAACACAGAAGCAAUCUGUACCAAUCACACUCUGUGUUCUUUUAGGAAAGGAAGGGGCUGGUAAAUAGGACAUAUACAGUAUGACCUGUAAAUGGUUAGUGUCCCGCUCAGGUUCAGUAGAAGGGGGUAUGCAAACCAGUGCGUCCACGACUGCUGCUCAGAGUGCCAGCAA